Maylandia zebra (zebra mbuna) is the source of this 1276-nucleotide messenger RNA. RefSeq names its product transmembrane protein 177 (gene tmem177). The record is from RefSeq and is a predicted model, not a curated record. Lineage: Eukaryota; Metazoa; Chordata; Actinopteri; Cichliformes; Cichlidae. Gene Ontology annotation, cellular component: membrane.
UCGCUUUCCGGUCACUGUUAUGUCUCCAUGCCGUGCAGCUGUCCUUGGAAAGUGUCUCGUGUGCGGCUCGUGGGAAAGAUGCGGAGAACAGAUGUCACCAACUGAAGCUUGCUGCUGAAAACAACACGGGAGCCAAAAAAAGGAAGAAAAUAAAAGCCAUGGCGUCUCGUUUCCUGAAGUACUCCGUGCUUCUCCAGAAGUACCGCACUCCGCUGCUCAUUGCGAGCUGCGGUGGAGUCUUCGCCGCCAACAUGUUCUACCACGUUUUCCCUGACGUCUCCUACCGUCAGCUCUAUCAGGCCUGGCACCGGGGGGAGCCGGUCGUGCUGUCGGAAAAGCUGGAAAAUCUUUUUCAGCAGGUGCUGAAGGACUAUGGCGUCAGCUCACCCAAGAAUGUCUCGGCCUUUGCGUCCUUUGGCUUCCAUCCGGUUGGCGCUGGCGUCCCGUGGCUUCCUGCGGGGGCCCAAAUCGGCAUCCCGGCUAACUUCAACAGCACCGCCGACGACCCGAGUGGAAUUACCAAUCGCAACAUUUUCAUCAACGGCAAAACGGUGGACUGGAGCAGUGAGUCCGGUUCGACUCUAAAGGAGGCGCUUGUGUUUUCCCUCGAUGCGCAGAAGUUCGCCAUAGCGCGCGAGGUGGCCCGCUUGCAGUCCGGGGGACCCGUCAUGAGCGCUGCUGUCGCUCCGUUCUGCCUGGGAGGGGUUUGGGUGUACAGCGUGGUGCUGAAGCAGGUUUUCGGGCUGUACGGCGGGCCUGCGCUGCUACGCGGGGCUGUGAACAUCAUUGCGCUUGGCAUUGGUGCUGUUUCCUACUUCCUCACCUCGGACGCCGUCAGCCAGUGGCUUGACUAUAGCUCGGACCGACGUGCGGCCGGAGUGUCCCGCGAUUACGCCAAAGGAGGGGUGGAGUUUUACGAUAAAAUUCUGUCCAGAAACAAAACGCUGCGCUCGCUGAUGGGGCAGAAGGGAGAGGAUAUGUACGCUCCCAGUGGGAACUUGUUUCCUGCUCACGUCUUUCAGCUGAAACACACGCCGUACACCUCCAGGAGGGAGCAGAUCCUCGCUCUGCUGAAAGAGGAGAAAGUAUGAGAGGAGGGCUAGCGAUGGGAACUAAACUAGCAAGACUUUGCAUGUUUUUUCUUAAAAUUAUGUCAUCACGGAUGUGCUGAAUGUAAUUUGUAAUCAGCAAAGUCCUGAGGGGUCGUGUAUUUGCUGACUUUAUGCAACAACGAUGGCGUGUAGGGCACAGUGUACCAAUAAACUGUUUCCCUGCC